GAAACAGAGGUUGAGAAAGGGCGAUGUACGGUUCCCACCCUCUCCUCCGACGCCGGCAACAUCCCCAGCUGCGCUUCUGAAUCGUGGUCUUGGAUGUUUGCAGCGCUGAUGGGAGGGAAGGAGAUGAAGGGAUCCGAAUUGCGGCUGCCGUAUGCCGCUUAUCACUUCACGACCAGCGGGGCGGCUGUCGCUGUCGCGACCGCCGUCACCCAUCCCUUGGAUGUCGUCAAAGUUAGACUCCAAAUGCAGCUUGCUGGCCAAAGAGGACAUUUGGUUGGGAUGGGAACAAUUUUCACACAAAUGAUAAAAAAUGAAGGAGCUGGAAGUCUCUAUUUGGGGCUUGGACCUGCGUUGACUAGGUCUCUCCUUUAUGGAGGUCUUCGUUUAGGUUUAUAUGAACCUUUCAAGUAUGUUUGUGAACACGUAGUUGGUUCAACUAAUAUCUUUGUGAAAAUUGCAUCUGGGGCAUUUUCUGGUGCAAUUGCAACUGGUGUGACUAAUCCAACAGAAGUUCUAAAGGUAAGGUUACAAAUGAACUCAAGCUCCCAAACUGGACCCUUCAGGGAAAUGUACAAAAUUGUGUCAGAUGAGGGUGUGCGAGCACUUUGGAAAGGAGUUGGCCCAGCAAUGGCAAGAGCUAGUUGUCUGACAGCAUCACAGCUUGCAACUUAUGAUGAAUCAAAACAGGUUUUGCUUAAGUGGACCCCUCUUGAAGAAGGCUUUCAUCUACAUCUCAUCUCAAGCUGCAUAGCUGGAACGGUUGGAACUCUUGUAACUGCACCAGUGGACAUGAUUAAAACUCGUCUAAUGUUACAACAAGAAGCAAGAGGUGUCAGAAAUUAUAGAAAUGCAUUCCAUUGUGCUUACCAGGUAGUGCUUACAGAAGGCUUUGGAGCACUUUACAAAGGUGGAUCUGCCACCUUUGCGAGAUUAGGUCCCCAGACCGCAAUCACAUUUAUUGUCUGUGAGAAGCUACGGGAACUCGUUGGAAUAAAAGCAAUUUGAUUUCAAGGGAAAUUUAUCAACCGAGCUGCUUGUCACUGAUUUCAAGGGCGAUUUGAUUUCUUAUUCUUUCGUCUCAAAAAUUGGGUUAUUGCGGGAGCAAUGACAAUAAGGUGGCCUUUUUUCCCCUUCAUAUAAUGAUUUUCUUUAAUGAUUCCAUAUGUAAUCACAAAAUUCGAGUUAUUCGUGUGGAAGGAACUAUUAGCUACAGAUGAAGGUCAAGUUUAAGAAUGGUGUUUUGCCA
Molecule: messenger RNA, 1246 nt
Organism: Musa acuminata subsp. malaccensis (wild Malaysian banana)
Lineage: Eukaryota; Viridiplantae; Streptophyta; Magnoliopsida; Zingiberales; Musaceae
Molecular function (GO): transmembrane transporter activity
Source: RefSeq, a predicted model, not a curated record